UGUGUCUGCGAGCGCGGCCUCCCUGGAGGAACUGGCCCGUUGGCCCGAGGAAAUGUGCCGCCGGGAGUUGCAGUCCGUCUUGCCGCGGCUGCUGUCCAUGUUUGAACAUUCUGAUGAUUGGAGUGAGCAUAUACAGUAAUGAGGAACUUUUGGCCUAUAUAACAUAAUAUUUCCACAAAAUGUUGCUGUCUUGUUUCAUAGAAAUUCUGAAAAUUACUGUACAAAUGUUUUUACCUCAUAUGAACCACAUGACAUUGGAACAGACUCUGUUUUCACAAAUGCUACCAAAGACAGUAAAAUUAUUUGACAAUAUGAUGUAUGAGUUAACUAAUCAAGCUAGAGAAUUAUCAAGUCAAAAUUUAGAAAUCCAGGCCACUCUGAGGAAUAUUUUACAAACAAUGGUACAAGUCCUAGGAGCUCUUACAGGAUGUGUUCAGCAUGUCUGUGCCACACAGGAAUCCAUCCUUCUAGAACAUAUUCAUAGUCUCCCCUCCUCAGUCAUACAUGUAGUCAAAAGUACCUUUGUGCAUUGUAAGAAUAGUGAAUCUGUCUAUUCUGGAUGUUUACAUUUAGUCUCAGACCUUCUUCAGGCUCUUUUCAAGGAGGCCUAUACCCUUCAAAAGCAGCUAAUGGAACUGCUGGAUAUGGUUUGCAUGGACCCUUUAAUAGAUGAAAAAGAUGACAUUUUGAAUAUGGUAAUGGUUAUUCAUUCAUUGUUGGAUAUCUGUUCUGUUAUUUCCAGCAUGGACCAUGCAUUUCAUGCCAAUACUUGGAAAUUUAUAAUUAAGCAGACUCUCAAGCACCAGUCUGUUCUAAAGAAUCAGCUGAAACACAAAGAUAUAAUUACAAGCUUGUGUGAAGACAUUCUUCUCAGCUUCCAUUCUUGUUUGCAGUUGGCAGAGCAGAUGACACAGUUGAAUGCACAGGAUAGUGCUGACUACAGAUUAUUUCAGAAAACACUCAAAUUGUGUCGUUUCUUUGCCAAUUCCCUUUUGCAUUAUACUAAGGAAUUUCUCCCCUUUCUCGCUGAGUCUUGCUGUUCAUUGCACCAGCUUUAUCUACAGAUAUACAGCAAGUUUCCUCCAAGCCUAUAUGCUGCCAAGAUCUCAAAAGAACAGCAAGAGGAAAUAGCAGGUGCUUUCCUGGUGACUCUGGACCCACUCAUCAGUCAGCUUCUCUCUUUCCAGCCUUUUGUGCAAGGGGUUUUGGACAGUGAUCUAGCACUGCCAAAUGAACUGCAAUUCCCACAGUGUCUUCUACUACUUAUGGUCAUGGACAAGCUGCCCUCAAAGCCUGAAGAUGUUCAGGCACUGUGGUGCAAGGAAUGCCAGACCUCAGGAGGAACAAGCAGGGUAUCUCUACUCAAAGCCAUUUUCUGCAGUUUUGAGCAGUGUUCUGGUGAACUCUCUCUACCUGUGUAUUUACAGGGAAUAAAAAGUAAAGGACAGGCAGAAGUUGCUAUUACCUUGUAUCAGCAUGUUUGUGUUCAUCUCUGUACAUUUAUUGCUUCCUUUCAUUCUUCACUGUUUCCUGAAAUGGAUGCUGCCCUGUUGAAUGCUGUGCUUAGUGCAAAUAUGAUCACCUCUUUGUUAGCUAUGGAUGCCUGGUGCUUCCUUGCUCGAUAUGGGAGUGCCGAACUCUGUGCACAUCAUGUCACCAUGGUGGCUCAUUUGAUAAAAUCUUGCCCUGGCGAAUGUUACCAGCUAACCAACCUAUCUAUACUCUUAAGAAGACUCUUCUUCUUCAUGGCCACACCGCAGCAGGUGGAGUUUAUCCAGAAAUUCCCCCCCAAAGAAGCAGAGAAUUUGCCUCUGUGGCAGCAUAUUUCCUUGCAAGCAUUACCUGCUGAGCUCCGAGUACCAGCUGCACUGGAAAUCACCAGAGCAGGCACCAUGCAGUGCAGGAGGUGGCUGGGCAGCAGCCGCACUGUGGCAGACCUGGCAUGUCUGAAUACAGCACUCUCUGCUUUGUUGGCUGUGUAUAAUUCUGCCAGUGAAGCUAUGGAUAUUGGACAACAAACAGCAGUUAUGGAAGUUGGGAGUCAACUUUGGGCCUUUUUAAGUACCAAACUGUUAACAGGUCAGCCUUAUAUUCAGGAGACAAUCGGCCUUUUACUUCCGUUAAUGGGAUUUUUCAUUCAAAGCCUAGAUCCUCAGCUUAUAAGUCAGGUAGUAACUUUGCAAAACUCGCUACUUAAAUUGGAGCCUCUGGACUACAUUUGUUUGGCAGUGCUUGAUUUUGUAUCUUCUCUUGGGAAAUUUUUUAUAUCUGAAGCUAUCCAGAACAAAAUCCUACCCAACUUGUCUUCUAUUUUUGCUUCGCUACUAGCCCACAGAAACUGGCUUCUAGAGCAACAUACCUUGGAGGCAUUUACCCAAUUUGCUGAGGGAACAAACCAUGAUGAGAUAGUUCCACAAUGUCUCAGUUCUGAAGAAAUCAAGAAUAAAGUUGUGGCCUUUCUGGAGAAGACCGGGUUUAUCGAUGAAACAGAGCCUGCAAGAGUGGAACGAGUAAAACAGGAAAAAGGCAUUUUCUGGGAGACCAUUGCUAAGGUUGCUGAAGUAAAGUGGUCAUCUUUACAGCCUUUCGCAAAGAGAGCCCGGCUCGAGUGCUCCCUGGAGGAAGAGUAUAGAGCAACAUGCCAGGCUGCAGCUGAGGCCCUAGAGGACCUAGAGCUCUUACUACACAAGUCUCCUGCUCCGGACUGGCUCCUCCCAAGACUGGAGGGGCUCCAAGGAAGGAUGGAGGGGCUGAGAUGCAGGCUACUCCAGAGCAAACAUGCACCUUCUCCCUAGACAAAACUGGGGGGGAGGGGGCUUGCCAUCCCAUAGUCUGUCUUGUAAAUAAAAACACUGAUGUAA
Molecule: messenger RNA, 2861 nt
Organism: Erinaceus europaeus (western European hedgehog)
Lineage: Eukaryota; Metazoa; Chordata; Mammalia; Eulipotyphla; Erinaceidae
Gene: FIRRM
Product: FIGNL1 interacting regulator of recombination and mitosis
Exons: 24
Coding region: 180-2795 (871 amino acids)
Source: RefSeq, a predicted model, not a curated record